Molecule: messenger RNA, 474 nt
Organism: Fusarium mangiferae
Lineage: Eukaryota; Fungi; Ascomycota; Sordariomycetes; Hypocreales; Nectriaceae
Exons: 1
Coding region: 1-474 (157 amino acids)
Source: RefSeq, a predicted model, not a curated record
AUGUUCCUUCUUCCCAUGCUUCUCACCUUUCCGUUCUUCACGGCGGCGCACGAAGGGAUUUUUCAGAGGGGAGCAGUCAAUUUUACCAUUGAGGCUGGCACCUUAGUCGGCACAGGUUUGAUCGAGUUUGCUUCAGACGGCAGCUCUCAAACUACUCAAGACACUGAAGCGUUGGUCACUGAGACUCUUAAGUAUGGUAAAGGUCUGUGCGGACCAACGACAACAUGUGAAGCCAGUACCUCCGCAGUAUUUCUCACAAGAGAAGUCCCACUGCUUCCCGCACCAACCUUGCCGUCUCGUAUACUCUCUGUCAACCAUACUAGGGCUGUUCUACCAUCAAACAUCUCACUCGAAGGGACACCUAUUUCAUUACCCACUAGUCCCACGAUCUCCGAGGCUACGUUUUCGCGCCAUAUGGCUUGUAUCUGGCUCUUGGGUUUCAUGGCAGCGGGUUCGUUUGUCUUUGUUAUCUGA